This is a messenger RNA of Penicillium soppii, 195 nucleotides long. RefSeq lists its product as uncharacterized. The record is from RefSeq and is a predicted model, not a curated record. Bases 1 to 195 code for a protein of 64 amino acids. Lineage: Eukaryota; Fungi; Ascomycota; Eurotiomycetes; Eurotiales; Aspergillaceae. The transcript has 2 exons.
AUGUCCAUCUCCCGUCUCCAACACCCCAACAAUGGUGUUUCGCGGGCGGUCGUCAAAGACUUUGCGAUCUUCGACCCGGCUCACGCAGCCCAUGCUCGCGGGCAAAUGAAGUAUGCCACAAAUACCGCCUCGUACCCCCAGCUCCCCAUCCACGAUGAAACGGAGUCAACCCAGCGCAGAGUCUGCGGUGCAUAA